Molecule: messenger RNA, 1056 nt
Organism: Prunus dulcis (almond)
Lineage: Eukaryota; Viridiplantae; Streptophyta; Magnoliopsida; Rosales; Rosaceae
Product: zinc finger MYM-type protein 1-like
Exons: 1
Coding region: 1-1056 (351 amino acids)
Source: RefSeq, a predicted model, not a curated record
AUGGGUUCCAACCCUCCUCUACUUCCUCCAAUUUGUGAGGAGCAACCUCAUUCUGAAUCUCAAAGAGUUGAAUCUAAAAGUUUAAGAGAUGAGUCUCAAAGAGCCAAUUUUGAUCAAGAAGUUGAUACCAAUUCUCUUGAGCGUGAUCCAGGAUUACGUCCUCAAAUAGACACAUUUCCGCCUAAUCAACGUGAUAAUGUUCGAAGAGCAUAUAUUCUCUUAGGACCAUGUCAACCAAAACUAAAGGAAUAUCCAUCUCAUUUAGAAGGGAAACAAAUGCGUCGAUUUAAUGGUAAUUGGUAUAACCAUUAUCCUUGGCUUGAGUAUUAUGUUCAUAAAGAUAAAGUUUUUUAUUUUCGAUGCUUUCUUUUUGACAUUGAUCACUCACAUAAGGCAUUCACUGUAGAUGGAUUUAGAAAUUGGAGAAGAGUUGGUGGCAAAGAGUGUGCUUUCCUUACUCAUGUAGGCAUUAUAAAUUCACCACAUCAUUUUGCUAUCCAAAAGUGGAUGGAUUUAAAGAACCCGACUCACCAUAUUGAUAGAGUUGUGCAACCCCAACAAGAAGUUUCGAAAAAUAGGUUGAGGCUUACAACCACAAUAGAGGCCGUUAGGUAUUUAGCAAAUCAAGGAAUGGCUUUUAGAGGUGAUGAUGAAUCUCAUGACUCCUUUAAUCGGGGUAAUUUUAUUGAGUUGGUAAAGGUUUUUGCAAGAAUGAACGAAGAAGUUGAAAAAGUUGUGUUACAAAAUGCUCCUCUAAAUGCCCAAUAUAUUUCACAUAAGAUACAAAAGGAGAUCCUAAAUAUCUAUGCUAAUAAAGUGAGGAAAAGGAUACGCGAUGAAAUUGGGGAAGAUGAGAAAUUUUGUAUUCUCGUUGAUGAAGCACUUGACGAUUCUAAGAAGGAACAAAUGGCUAUUAUCAUAAGGUUUGUUAGUUGUGAUGGGCAUAUUCGAGAAAGGUUUUUUGAUAUUGUGAGUGUUCAUGACACUAAUUUCUCAACUCUUAAAAGUGAUAUUUGUAAAGUGUUUAGUAAGCAAUAUGCGUGGUCAAGGAUAUGA